CCACAUUGCACCGCGGGAUCAGGGCCGGUAGAGGGCGCUGUGGCCACCAUUCCGCUUACGUUAUUCCGGUUUGUACAGAGUUGCUGGUCGUGGCCUAGUAACGGGAGAUUUCGGGUCUUGUACCAUUACCGAGUCUGUUAUCCCUCACACGGGGCGGCGAAGCCAGAUUCUGUCGGGAGCUUUUCAGGCGGACACCGUGAUGGUGCCGCAAGCAGCCAACAUGGAUGAAACCAUUGACAAGAUCGACAUGUCUCUUGAUGACAUUAUCAAGCUGAACAAGGAACAGCAAAAUAAAGCUGCUUUCAAUGGGGGAGCUCAGACCAAUUCCUUUCCAUGGUUUCAGAAUAGCUGGAAUUCCCGACGAGCAACAGGCAACGGAGUACAGGGAAAGAAAAAUGGCACGUUUGGGGUUAAAACAGGCUUAGCAUUUCGGAAAAUGGCUUCAUGGAAAGGCAUCAGUCCGCUAAACCGUCCUCCACUUAGCUUGAGGAAUUCAGAAGGUCAGUGGUCGCCCUUAAGGAGGAGAACAAAUCUUUCCAGGCGCCUAGGAUUUGCACCUCCUGUGAAGAGAAAUUAUUUCAAUAGUAGUUACUCACAAACUUCUACCUUCAGAAGAGGAUUGAGGACAAAUCAACAAAGAGACCAACGACCAACAACCUUUUUCCAGAAGCGAGGCCUAAAGGUUCAGACUGCUAUGGAAAUGGAUCAACUUGAAGAGUUGCCAGAACUAAACAGGACUUAUCCUUGGAGAACAUCUAUGAACAGCAGUGGUAUUUUGACGGUGUCAAUCGAUAAUCCUGCUGCAGCUGUGUUGCCAAGUACAAGGAUGCCUCGGCCCCCACUGCCUUUUUUGCUGAAAAAGGAUGGCUCAGAACCCAAGGUACCCAAAGGAGUCCCUCUAGACUUUGACAUCAACAGCGUUGUAAAACAGACUGGGAUCACAUUAAAUGAACGUUUCAAGAUCCUAAAAGAACAGAGACUGUCUCAGUCUAUGAGCAAAGGCAGCAGAUUUGUGACUGUAGGAUGAGGCCUAUUUCGUGCCUAGGAUUGUUGUGUUUACGUU
This is a messenger RNA of Nanorana parkeri, 1063 nucleotides long. RefSeq names its product forty-two-three domain containing 1 (gene FYTTD1). The transcript is spliced from 9 exons. Gene Ontology annotation, biological process: mRNA export from nucleus. Gene Ontology annotation, molecular function: mRNA binding. Lineage: Eukaryota; Metazoa; Chordata; Amphibia; Anura; Dicroglossidae. The coding region runs from base 200 to 1027 and encodes 275 amino acids. The record is from RefSeq and is a predicted model, not a curated record.